CAGGUUACAGAGAAUGCUACAUCAGCUGUCUCUCCAUUCCACAGCAAGUUCAACUUAGUUGGGCCAAGGGACUAUAAGUCAAACAUCAGAAAAGUAAAAUAUGCAAAAUCAAAGGAUGAAAAUGCAAGUGUAAGAAAUCGUCACUUAUUCUAUUCAGCCUUUUUUGAAGUCUCUCCAAAUGACAAUUUUCCCAUUGCAGUCCUCUUGCUCUUGUGACAACUGUCUAAUUUUUCUCUGUACAUGUAAUGUAUCCCAGGGAAAUUGGGUCUCCAAUAUUAACCUCUUCACUGCCAGACCUAAAGGCCACUAUCUAAGUCCAUUGACCAGUGGCCAUAUUGGAUUUUUUCUGAGACUUGUAUAAACUUAAAAACAAAAGAUUAUCUGUAUGCCUUUUUUGAUAUGGUUCAGUAAAGUUCAUUUAAAACCUUUUUGUUCAUUGUCGGAUGUCAUGGCCUCGACCACGGCCUUGAACACACGUAGUUCCACGGCCACGUCCAUAUGGGUUUUCUUGCUCGUGAUUUUCAGUCAGCUGUUCAUCACUUUCAUAUUCUUCUGUCAGUUUUCAUCGUCUGUUUCUCUACAUAGCUUAACUCCUCAUUUUCACCACUGUCGCUAUUAAACUCUCUCUCAGGAUUGGCAAAAAUUUCAUUCACAACUUUUUCACUUGUGUAGCUAAGCCAAGACACCAUUUUAAUUAAGCUAAAUGUCUGGGCUGUGAACCCUUGGUAAAGUAGUUUGCAGUAUUUCCAUUGUUGAGUAGGUACUUCCUGGCAACCGUCAUUAAGUUAACCUCCCUUUUUUGAACAACGGAACAGUGAUAGAAAUGUGUUAUUUUUGGACACAUAUAUACGUCACGGGUCAUUCAUGCCCAGGUCACACAACACAUGAUGUAUAUGUUACAGGUCAAAAUUAUAUUCAGGUUAAAAUUUUUUAAUCCACGUUGAUUCUCAAUUCCUUUGUCUCCUAGCCCAGGGGAAUCAACCUAGGUUGAAAAAAUUUUAACCUGAAUAUAAUAUUGACCUGUAGCAUGUGUAUACGUCCAUGGCAGGGAAGGGGUUAAAAGGUUGGGGAUGCUUGUCAGAGAACUUGAAUUAAAAACCCCCAAAGGAGACCAAUCUGGCCAUGGAUCAUUUGACCAGUAAAUGAGACUGAGGCCCUUCAAUCUUCCAGUAGAUAAGUUAACAAGGGGAAGGGACCUCUGUUAGCUGCCUCAGCUUUAUUUCUUCUCUUUCUCUUCCCGACUUAGGAAUGGAAAGUACAGGGGCUUUUCUCUGCUCAAAGGGUGUCAUUCCAAGGACAUACAAUUUGCUAUAAUCUUAUUUUCAGGAGAAAAGGUUCAGGAAACAGCAACAGGACUUAAACGCUUGGCAUCAAGUAUUUUGGGAAAAACACAAUGACAAAUUUACUAAGGUAAGAUGGGAAAUAAUAUUAUUACCACCUCAGCUGAAAAAAUUAUUUUUUCUUGGCUUUAAUUAAAGAAGCCACAUCAAGACUUGUGCAUGUGUGCGAUUUUAGUCAGCCUGCUGGUAAAUCCCAAGCAUCUGCCAUAUUGAAUUUUAGCAAUGUGACAGAUUUUUGUAGGCAAAUAGCCAUUUAUAGUACUUAUUCCUCCUAAGUAAUUGAUAACAUUUCUUGCAGUCAAAAAAAGCAUAUCUCAAAUUGCGAUCAAGGGAUACUGAAACAGAAACAAGUAAGUUAUGUGACUGUGAGUUUGUUGUUUUGAUUUCUGUCAGAUUGACCUUAAAUUUGCUUAGAAUGUUCUAUUAAUUUUGUAACAAUAGCCUGAGUUGCAAACACCUUUGAAAAGUAAAAUCCAUCUAACCUGUUACUACUGUUUCCAGGUAAGGAACUUGCAGAUGAUUUGUCCAAAUUUUACCGGGAUUUCUUAGAUGGAAACUACCAAGUACACUCAAAAUAUCUCAGGUAAGUAGUGGCUUUGUAAAUCAUCAGUCAUCAUGAUCAGGGAAAAUACAUACUGAUUAGAAGACUUAGUACAAAUGAGCAGUCUGAACUACUACUGCUGUUUUGAAAUUGCUUUAAGUGGUGCUACAGAUGCUGUGCUCAGUUUGUUUCAAAGGAAAACCGAAGUCAAACUUCAACGAAAUGUCAGAAUGUUAUUUUUUAAAAAUUAUGCUGAAAAAGGCAAAUACACCCCACCAGAAGAGUCUUUCCUCCGCUUGCUUGAUUUUGACGUACUCAAGAAAGACCCUGCAUGAAUUGAGUAAGAUCUUUGUUAAGCAUGUGCUGCAUGUUGGUAUAGUUAAAAGUUUUGAUCCCAGGCCUAAUAGUCAUGUGCCUGAUACAGCAGGCUCAGUUUUGACCAUUGGUUUAUCAACAAACAGAUGUUUCCACUUGAAAAAAACAGUUUGGCAAGAGAGAAAAUAAUUGACUAGUCCAGAAGUUUGGGCUGUGGUGACUUUGAAGGCUUGAUGCGAUUCAGGCAGAGCCUUUUUUCUUCCUCACUCAAAGAAAAGCAGAAGGGAGCUCUGCUCACAUGGUGGGACAAAUUAAUACAAAUUAGCAGAGCUGACUGGUAUGUGCUAAGCGGAGCACCAUAGGUAAGCAAAUUUGGUCUUCUAGCAUCCAAGAAAUGUUGGUUCUGACAAAAUCGUCUAUCCGUAUGUAUGUACAUACGUACGUCCGCUCCUUCAUGUCUGCGGAUGUGAAAUGUCUCAAUUACUGGUUUAAAAGUCUAAGGCAUAUGCAAACUGUGUUUGACUUGUUCUUGGACAUUAUUGGUAAAAUCAAUUGACAGCUGUCAAAGUUGGGAACCCAGUGACCAGUUUCACAUGACUGUAUCACAGGCUCAUUUUUAUAACUCAUUGAGGUGAAAUAUUUUUGUAAGUUCUCCGCUGACCCAUUAUGGCCGGUAUUCAAGUAUGGCAGGCUCAGAAAACUUUAUUUGACUUUUGGCCUUGGCUAAAUCUAUACAUUACCCCAAUAUUUUGAAGGGUAGGUAGUUCUGGAGCAUAAGUUUCAAGAAUGAAAUCUAUUCAAAGCUACUCAAUAUAUUAUCAAUAUACAUGUGUCUUUGUUUACAGAGCUUGGUACCACAGGAAUUUUCAGUUGUUAUGGGCAGGACUGCAAGUGUCAACUUCAAGAUUUAUUAGCAAGAUAAUUCCAUGGAAGUCAAGAUAA
Molecule: messenger RNA, 3138 nt
Organism: Porites evermanni
Lineage: Eukaryota; Metazoa; Cnidaria; Anthozoa; Scleractinia; Poritidae
Source: the annotation of a GenBank genome assembly